Messenger RNA from Penicillium argentinense, 324 nucleotides. RefSeq lists its product as uncharacterized. The transcript is spliced from 2 exons. The record is from RefSeq and is a predicted model, not a curated record. The coding region runs from base 1 to 324 and encodes 107 amino acids. NCBI's taxonomy places the organism in Eukaryota, Fungi, Ascomycota, Eurotiomycetes, Eurotiales, Aspergillaceae.
AUGCCGGAAUAUCUCCCUAUGGAGCUACAAAGUACUUGUCUUUUCCAUGAACAAAUCCUCAUUACAUUCACUUCGCGACAUUUCAUCCAAGGUGGCGUAGUCGAGGUCAUUGCGGCUGUACUCUCCAAGGAUUUCUUCAAAGCUGGAUCGGUAUCGACAUGCGUCGGGGGGAAUAUCGCCAAGAUCAUUAUUGGCUCGUUGAUCAAGAGUGGAAAACGGCUGGCACUUAAGGACAUAUGCAAGUUUCAGGAGGAUACAGAAUAUCUGUUGAACAACUCCUUGAAGAUGUCAAUGAAACCUGCUCCGAGCACUCAAGGACGUUAA